Scaptodrosophila lebanonensis is the source of this 1934-nucleotide messenger RNA. RefSeq names its product cytosolic endo-beta-N-acetylglucosaminidase-like. Gene Ontology annotation, cellular component: cytoplasm. The transcript has 4 exons. Gene Ontology annotation, biological process: protein deglycosylation. Lineage: Eukaryota; Metazoa; Arthropoda; Insecta; Diptera; Drosophilidae. The record is from RefSeq and is a predicted model, not a curated record. Gene Ontology annotation, molecular function: mannosyl-glycoprotein endo-beta-N-acetylglucosaminidase activity. Bases 78 to 1934 code for a protein of 618 amino acids.
UAGUUGGGAGUGUUUGUUUCCGAAUUAAGUGCUUGCUAGUGAAGUCGAACAAAUUAGAGCAAUAGCAUUCAAGAAUAAUGACCUCUGCUAAAAGACCAUAUCCCUCACAAGAUAGGGAUAGCAGUGUUGAUGAGGCCACUGCCCCAGCCUUCAAAAUGGCCCUGCGAUCCGUAUCCGAACGCAAAAAAUGCAAUGAUUUUGACACAAAUAAUCUUACGCCUCUACCUGCUAUCUAUCUGGAGACUGAUCCCGUAUGUGGCAACCACCAACUGUUAAGUUUCGAGGCACGCAGUCGCAACUUCAACAAGGAGCAACACGUGAUAGCUUUGGAUUAUGAUGUACGUGGAAAGGGCGUGUUUUUGGGAAAACAUUCGGAUUUGUUGACGAAAUAUAAAUUCCCGGUAACUUCCGACAAUCGACGCGAGGUGCUCGUGUGUCACGACAUGGUCAAUCAGAACGAUUGCUCCAAGAAAUAUAGCGACGAUUAUCGCUUCGUUCAUUGGGCAGUCAUUGAUUACUUUUGUUAUUUUGGACCCAACUAUGUGAACGUUCCACCGCCUGGCUGGAUAAAUGCGGCCCAUCGUCAUGGAGUCCCCAUCUUCGGAACUUUUAUUGCGCGCCACAGCGAACUCAUGGAGGAGGCGCUGAGUAAGGUGGAUGUCAUUGUGGACGCUUUGGUUAAUUUAUGCAAGAACUUUGGCUUCGAAGGAUGGCUUAUUAAUGUGGGGUGUAUAGUACAACCCAAGAGGGUGGAGAAGCUGCUCUGCUUUCUGCGUCAGCUGCGCGUGGCCAUCAAAAGGGAGAUUCCACAUGGCCGCAUCUUCUGGUACGACAGUGUCACCAACAAUGGCGAAUUCUCGUUGCAGAAUGAGCUGAACAAGCGAAACAUUACCUUCCACCGCUGCACGGGCAGCACGCUCAUCCAUUAUGACUGGAAUGAUGCCAGUCUGGAGACCACCGCUGCAACACUGCAACGUGAGCGUACGACCAUGGUUAGCGCCUUCUUCAGCUUUGAUAUUAAUGGCCAGCUUCCGAUGGGACGCAUUCGGAAUCCCGCCGAGCUAAUGGAGCUCAUCGAAGACGGCUGUUUUUCGACGGCCAUCGUCGCGCCCAAUUGGAGCUUUCAGCUUUCACAAGGUGGAGACAAUGGCAAUGGAAGUGGUUGUGAGUCCGCCGCAUUCCUUAAACACAACGAUCACUGCUGGUGGCGCCUGUGGGAAUAUCUGGGUACACGUCCAUAUUGCAAGAUGCCCUUCUACACGAACUUUUGUGUGGGCUCCGGACGCGUAUCUUACCAGCAUGGUUUCAAGUUACUAAAUUCGAGAGGAUCCUCCAAUUUGAACGUGCAAUCGCUGCAGCCAUCGGUUCCGUUAAGUGGAAAUGCGGAGUAUUGUUUUAAAGAGGUCUUUGCCGGCGGAAAUUCCUUGCGUAUCACGAACUACGAUCAUGCUUUUAGGCUCUUCCUUACGGAAUUUUGCUUACCACAGGGCGUGAUGGUACUGGGUUAUGCCUAUAAAGCUCCAGAUGGCGCCACUUUGGAUGUCAUCAUGCGUUUCUGUGCGUCCAGGGGGCAUGAUAGGGACUUAUAUCUUUUCUGUGGCAACUAUACUCAACACACCAUAGCCGGUGGACGUUGCAACAUCGCGCCUUUGAGUGUGGCACGUGCCAGGAAAUUUGAACAUUCUGAGAUACCGGGAGUUGAGAGCGCUGUGGCGAACGGAUGGCGUACACGUUACUUUCUGGUGCAGUUUGAUGGAUCGAUGAUUCUCAAGGAAAUAGGAGUGAAGUGCUGUCGUACGAUGCCAGACAAGGCUGAUACAAUUUUGGGGGCCAUUUAUUUGCAAAGCUUCGACUUGCUUGUCACAAAGGGUGUGGAGGGGAAGGCCAAUGUCAAGGCAUAUAAGGAUCAAUUGUGGACUCACACAGAUGCAUGA